CCAGCGGGAAACCAUGACUGAUGAUUUAACAGAAUGGGAAAUGAUCACAGACGAAAAAGAUGACCAAUCCGAUAUAGAAGUGUUGCAGAGUCCUAUGUCUAUUAGUGAAAAUGAAGAGGUCAAAUGUAAAGCAACUGCAAUACAUACCUGUAGAGAUGUCGAAGAAGACCCGAACAUUUUCGAGAAAGACUUCAAAAGGAAUCAGCUCAUCAAAUGUUUAGAAACGAUUUCUAAAAUGCCGGUCCGCAGUAGACCAGUCUCUCCAUGCAUUUUCGCUUGGGACAGAAUAAACUGGAAAGCCCUUUUCGUCUGUCUGAACGUCUGUACGACUGUUGGUGUGGCUGUCGGACACGGUAUGGGUUACACGAGUGGCUACUCAGCAGGUGUCCGACUCAGGGUGAUUUCUGAAUCCGAGUGUCUGUGUGCCACGGACCACAAACUACAGUGGUGUAGCGACCACCACACUCCUUCCAGGAACACCGAUAACGUCACCAACCCAGUCUUGUCGCUAGAGGCCCAGAACAGCAAGCUCCGAGUAAACAUCCAGCGACUCCAGCAGCAGUUGAAAAACACCGAACGACAGUAUAUGAAGGCAGAACAAAAAUCACAAAAACUAUUGGAGAUCAACAAAGAAAUACUAGUACGAAUGGAAGACCAAAGCAUAAACGUUGUACCACAAGAUCAAGAUUCUCGAACCACGGAUGGAAAGCAGGAUGACAUCCUGAUUGAGAGAUUCGCCGUCCUUGGUCACAAGACAAAAUAUUUGGAACGUGCAGCCAAUCACACAAACGAUGCGAUCAUUCCAAACUCUAAUGGAAAUGAUCCAUCAAGAAAUAACAGUAGCGAAACAGAGAAGGGUGGAACUAUUAAGGCACAUGCGAACACUGGACGUAACGGAAAAGAUCUACCAAGAUAUAAAGAGGUUAAAACACGGGACGCCCAUGGAAUUAAGCCACGUGUUUUCAAUGGAAGAACAAAAGAAAUGGUUCAAAGAAAAGGAAAUCGGGACAAGAAUGAUAUCAGAAGCAACAAGCUGGAAGUGAAACCAGAUGCAAUGUUAACACCAGAGAUGUUGCGCGUCCAAAGACAAAAUUCGCCACCUUAUUGCAAAAGGCAGAGCGUUGACGAAUUGGGAAACGAGAAAGUUGCAGGUAGUCGGCUAAAUACCGACAGAAAGUCUAACAAAGGUAUUCAUGAAAGCAAAUCGGAUGGGACCGAUAGCAAGGACGUUAUCAGACAGACGAAGAAACAGAAGUAAAAUCUUUACUAUGGCGAUGAGCGACUGAGGGAAUUUUACACUGAACCGGAGUGGGGUUUGGGAUUUUGGGUAGGCAGAUGGCUAAACAGAAGGAUAGGCAGACUCUCAAAACUGGGUUUAGUAAGUUCAGUGGUUCGUUUAAACCUUAUUACGGGAUUAACGGUAUGCUACACAACGAACAUGAUGCAUGCAGUAUAACUUAUUUUCAUUGCCAUUUUCUGUACAAUGUUUCUGGGUCGUUUUAGCAGGUACGGCGGAGCAGGGGGGGCUGGGGUGGUGCUGUAGCCCUCUC
Gigantopelta aegis is the source of this 1550-nucleotide messenger RNA. RefSeq lists its product as uncharacterized. The transcript has 6 exons. The record is from RefSeq and is a predicted model, not a curated record. Lineage: Eukaryota; Metazoa; Mollusca; Gastropoda; Neomphalida; Peltospiridae. Bases 14 to 1258 code for a protein of 414 amino acids.